UAGUGGAAAAAAUAGGAAGAAAUUAUCAAAGGACACAAUUGCCUCAUCCUCCCUCUAUCUUUUCAUGUUGAACCAUUUUGGUAUAGGCACAUUUCGCCCUUAUACCCUUACCUUUUCCUGACAUCUUCGAACAGAAAAUUUUUCAGGCACCCAAUUGAACUUGCCUUACUUUCAAGGCUAGAACAAGUGAAGUGUUUCCACCAUUCUGGAAAUGCAUAGGUGCAGAGAUCAGUUUUAAUGCAAAUGUCAUAAACUCCGCAAUCAAUUAGGCCAAGGCUUGAAGAAUUGAUAGGGAAAGGAAUUUUUUAUUUAAACAACAAUGGCAUCCCUAUCUUCCCAACCAUCUAAGAAAGGACAGCGGAGCCCUGGUGGUUCUGGCAACUCUCAGGCUGGCUCACGUAAUUCCAAUGGACAGACUGUAAAAUUUGCAAGACGAACUUCAAGUGGCCGGUAUGUUAGCCUAUCAAGAGAAGACAUUGACAUGUCAGGAGAACUAUCGGGAGAUUACAUGAACUACACUGUGCACAUUCCUCCCACGCCAGACAAUCAGCCGAUGGAUAAUUCUGUAGCUGCAAAGGCUGAGGAGCAGUACGUUUCGAAUUCUCUGUUCACUGGGGGUUUCAAUAGUGUAACACGAGCCCAUCUCAUGGACAGGGUGAUUGACUCGGAGGUCAGUCAUCCUCAGAUGGCUGGAGCUAAGGGGGCCUCAUGCUCAAUGCCUGCUUGUGAUGGCAAGAUCAUGAAGGAUGAGAGAGGAAAUGAUGUAACGCCUUGCGAAUGCAGGUUCAAAAUCUGCAGGGAUUGCUACAUGGAUGCUCAAAAAGAAACAGGCCUAUGUCCAGGUUGCAAGGAACCAUACAGAGUCGGAGACUAUGACGAUGACGGGCCAGAAUAUUCCAAUGGAACAUUAAAAUUGCCUGCACCGGAUGGUAAAAGGGAUCCCAAUAAUAUGUCUAUGAUGAAAAGGAAUCAAGGAGGAGACUUCGAUCACAACAGGUGGUUGUUUGAGACAAGUGGUACUUAUGGCUAUGGUAAUGCUUUCCGGCCUCAAGAUGACAUGUAUGGAGAUGAUGAAGAUGAGAGGCUUCAUGGGGAGUUGAUGGAGAACAAUGAUAAGCCUUGGAAACCCUUAAGUCGGAGGAUUCCAAUCCCUGCAGCCAUCCUUAGCCCUUACAGGUUGUUGAUUGCAACUCGAUUGGUGGUGCUGUGCUUCUUCUUACACUGGAGACUGGUGCAUCCAAAUGACGAUGCAAUAUGGUUGUGGCUCAUGUCAAUUGUGUGUGAAUUAUGGUUUGCUUUCUCCUGGAUCCUUGAUCAGAUUCCUAAACUCUGUCCAAUCAACCGUUCCACGGAUCUUGAGGUCCUCCGCGAAAAGUUUGACAUGCCAUCACCAUCCAAUCCGACAGGCCGCUCCGACCUCCCUGGAGUGGACCUGUUUGUAUCCACUGCUGAUCCGGAGAAGGAGCCACCGCUCGUCACUGCAAAUACAAUCCUUUCUAUAUUAGCAGCUGAUUAUCCUGUAGAAAAGGUUUCUUGUUACAUCUCUGAUGAUGGAGGCGCCCUCCUCACCUUUGAGGCAAUGGCAGAGGCUGCGAGUUUUGCUGAUUUAUGGGUUCCAUUUUGUCGAAAACAUGAUAUCGAGCCUAGGAAUCCUGAAACCUACUUCAGCUUAAAAGUUGACCCAACUAAGAACAAGAGCAGGUCUGAUUUUGUGAAGGAUAGGAGAAGGAUGAAGAGGGAGUAUGAUGAGUUCAAGGUGAGGAUCAACGGGCUUCCUGACUCAAUCAGAAGGAGAUCGGAGGCAUUCAAUGCGAGGGAGGAAAUGAAGAUGCUGAAACACCUUAGGGAGACCGGGGCUGACCCUUUGGAGAAACCAAAGGUCCUAAAGGCCACAUGGAUGGCUGAUGGCACCCACUGGCCUGGAACUUGGUCUGUUCCUUCCAGUGAACAUUCCAAGGGGGACCAUGCUGGAAUUCUCCAGGUGAUGUUGAAGCCGCCUAGUCAUGAUCCACUUAUGGGAAAUAGUGAAGAUAAACUCUUAGACUUCACUGAUAUAGACAUACGGCUCCCAAUGUUUGUUUAUGUAUCACGGGAGAAGCGUCCAGGCUAUGAUCAUAACAAGAAAGCGGGUGCAAUGAAUGCUUUGGUGCGAGCAUCUGCCAUACUGUCCAACGGCCCAUUCAUUCUUAACCUUGAUUGCGAUCACUAUAUAUACAACUGCAAAGCUAUUCGCGAAGGAAUGUGCUUUAUGAUGGAUCGAGGUGGCGAAGACAUCUGCUACAUUCAGUUCCCUCAGAGAUUUGAAGGCAUUGAUCCUUCUGAUCGUUAUGCUAAUCACAACACCGUGUUUUUUGAUGGUAACAUGCGUGCCCUUGAUGGUGUGCAGGGCCCUGUUUAUGUGGGAACUGGCUGCAUGUUCAGGCGGUUUGCAUUAUAUGGGUUCGAUCCUCCAAAUCCUGAGAGAAUGACUCAGGUGAAAGAGAGCGAAACACAACCAUUAACGACCAGUGACUUUGAUCCUGAUCUUGAUGUGAAUCUAUUGCCCAAGCGAUUUGGAAAUUCUACGUUACUGGCGGAGUCUAUACCAAUCGCUGAGUUCCAGGGCCGCCCGAUUGCAGAUCAUCCUGCCAUCAAAUUUGGACGGCCUCCCGGUGCUCUCAGAAUCCCACGAGAACCACUUGAUGCCGCUACUGUUGCUGAAGCUGUCUCCGCCAUUUCUUGCUGGUACGAGGACAAGACUGAAUGGGGUGACCGCGUAGGUUGGAUUUACGGUUCAGUCACGGAAGAUGUCGUGACAGGCUACCGCAUGCACAAUCGUGGCUGGCGCUCUAUCUAUUGUAUCACCAAGCGCGACGCCUUUCGAGGGUCAGCUCCUAUUAACCUCACUGAUCGACUUCACCAGGUGCUGCGGUGGGCCACGGGAUCAGUUGAAAUUUUCUUCUCGAGAAACAACGCGUUCCUUGCUUCUAGGCGUCUCAAGAUACUUCAGCGCCUGGCUUAUCUUAAUGUCGGCAUCUAUCCCUUUACGUCCAUUUUCCUCAUUGUCUAUUGCUUCCUCCCUGCACUUUCACUUAUAUCCGGACAGUUCAUUGUGAAAACACUAAACGUUACGUUUUUGGUCUACCUAUUAAUCAUAACCAUUUGCCUCAUCAUGCUAGCAAUCCUAGAGGUGAAAUGGUCCGGCAUUGGAUUGGAAGAGUGGUGGAGGAAUGAACAGUUUUGGCUCAUUUCUGGUACCAGUUCUCACUUAGCUGCAUGCAUACAAGGUCUUCUUAAAGUGAUGGCAGGCAUUGAGAUCUCUUUCACGUUGACAUCAAAGUCAGCAGGAGAAGACAAUGACGACAUCUAUGCCGACUUGUACCUCGUGAAGUGGACUUCAUUGAUGAUCCCACCGAUUGUAAUCGCCAUGAUAAACAUCAUCGCCCUUGCGAUUGCAUUCUCAAGAACGGUUUACAGUUCGGUACCACAAUGGAGUAAGUUCAUGGGAGGAGCUUUCUUUAGCUUCUGGGUGUUGGCGCAUUUGUAUCCUUUUGCCAAGGGUUUGAUGGGCAGGAGAAGGAAGACACCCACAAUUGUCUUCGUUUGGUCCGGGCUCAUUGCAAUCACACUUUCCUUGCUCUGGAUUGCCAUCAACCCGCCAACAGGCGCAGCCCAAGCUGACGGUCUGGGAGGCAGUACUUUCGAAUUCCCUUGAGCAGAAAGGGCUAGUUUUGGUGAUUUUUGCUUCUUGAAUCAAAGACUAUAUCAUAUGGGAACUAACAAUCUCUACUGAUGCUAGUAAAAUACUUGAGAAACUCAGCCAGAUGAUGAAGAUUUCACUGCUAGGAUUCCAUAAAUUUCGAAUGAUGUACAUUAGAAAGGUAAAACAAACAAGGUUUUCUUUUCUUUUUGACAAAAACUACAGAUGAUGAAGCUAGAAUAGAAUUUCUGCUGGAUGAUUUGAGGAAUAACCAGCCGAUUUCCCAGCAAAGGGAAAUGUUCAUAGAACUGUUAAAUUGUAAUUAUUAUAUUCUUUUAAA
Molecule: messenger RNA, 4019 nt
Organism: Theobroma umbraticum
Lineage: Eukaryota; Viridiplantae; Streptophyta; Magnoliopsida; Malvales; Malvaceae
Gene: CSLD4
Product: cellulose synthase like D4
Biological process (GO): cellulose biosynthetic process
Cellular component (GO): membrane
Molecular function (GO): cellulose synthase (UDP-forming) activity
Source: RefSeq, a predicted model, not a curated record